Messenger RNA from Caenorhabditis remanei, 969 nucleotides. RefSeq lists its product as uncharacterized. NCBI's taxonomy places the organism in Eukaryota, Metazoa, Nematoda, Chromadorea, Rhabditida, Rhabditidae. Bases 1 to 969 code for a protein of 322 amino acids. The record is from RefSeq and is a predicted model, not a curated record. The transcript is spliced from 7 exons.
AUGAAUCAUCCAAACAACGACUACAAUUUCUUCCGGUUCCCGCCAAACACACAACAAGACGAUUCUCGACUAGCUGCACUUGAGAAAAGAGCCGACAGUCUCACCACCACCUACUAUGUUCAAGUGAUAAAGAUCCACGAUUUGACCGAAGAGAAUCACAAACUGAAAACAUACAUCCAUUCUCUACGAGCUCAUUGCGAGACAACGCAGUCUCAAAAAACGGAAUUGGAGAAAAAGGUGGAAGAUUGUGAGUCCAAGUGCACGAUUCUUGAAUGUGAGGCUCGGGGGAAAGAUGACGAGAUUCAGAAGCUCAGGGAUGAAGUGAAGAAGUUGCAAGAAGAGAAUGCAGCAGCAUGUCUCGAUUCUCAAUCCAAAUCAUUUUUCCACGCCGGUGCUCACCCUGGUCAUGAGCCCGUACUAAUGAUGGAAGCUGAACAACUUCAGAUCCAUCUUCUUUCAACAAGCCCAGACAUCCCACCUUUCAACUUCACUCCGUCUCCUCCAAAUCUCACUCCACUUGUCAUAGAAGACACGAUUCAACAUUCGGAUAUCGAAUCCUUUGUUCCAGAAGCCAUUCGAGAAGAAAUCGUUGAACAAGAUGAGAAUAUUGACGAUCAAAUGAAGGAAUUCAGAGAUGCGAUCAAGUUUUGUCGCGAAAAUUUCUAUUCAGAGGAGCUUAUGGAUUAUGAUCUCAGCUCGUACCUGUUCAAUCCCGAUGGAAAGAAGAUGAUUCCUCAACUCGUUUUGGAUCUCGAAACAGGAACACACUCGGAUUUCUACAAAACGGUGAAUAAAGAUGUGAUGAAUUGCUCUAAAUGGGAAGAUCUCAGUUCAACGGUACAAAGAAAUUGGAGGAACAAGUUGAAAAAGACGAAGGAGAUGCAGAAGAAACAGGAGAAGGCUGGGAUGAUCAAAGUGCAAAAACAACAGCAAAUCAAGACACGGACGUUGAGAAGAAGGAAGAAUUAG